Molecule: messenger RNA, 5043 nt
Organism: Schistosoma mattheei
Lineage: Eukaryota; Metazoa; Platyhelminthes; Trematoda; Strigeidida; Schistosomatidae
Source: the annotation of a GenBank genome assembly
AUGAGCUUGACUUCCAGAAUUACUGGUGGUACUGGCUCAGGCGUCAACCACAAUGUUGCAAAUCCAGCUCCUAAAUUAUCUGGAAAUCUUCCUCCUACACAAGAUCCAGCUCCCGUGGUUAACCAUUCAAGUUCCACACGAUGUUCCAGUGGGGCCUUGAUGAGUUUAUUAAACAGUGGAUUAUCUGUUCCUCGUCAAAUGAUGGUUCAGGCCCGCGGUGCACAAGAUAAUCAGCAUAUUCCCAUACAUUUAAGCUUUGUGGGAACUAUUGGACAGGGUACAUUUGGACAAAUUGAGAGGGCUACUCUCACUGUCCCAGCAACAUCUUCAGGCACACCAGGCAAAAAGAAUCCCGAUGCCGGUGCUUUUUCUGAUGGAGGACAAAGUUUGCAGGUUGCCGUAAAGCGUGUCUUGCAGGACCCUCGCUACAAAAACCGUGAGCUGAGUAUUAUGCAACGCCUUAACAACCAUCCUAAUGUUGUAAAGUUCUACUACUACUAUUACUCGACAGCGUCGUCAAAUAGUCGGGGCCAUAGAAGUGGUGGUGGACGUGCAGGCGCAUCUACAUCGGGUGUAGAUGUGUUCCUACAUCUUGUACUGGAAUGUUUCCCCGAGAGUUUAUGUGAACUCAUCUACCGCUAUUCCCAAAGGAACCUGAAAAUACCAUCUUGUACAGUGAAGGUUUUUACGUAUCAGAUGCUCAAGUCCCUGGCUUACUUACAUAGCCAUCAAAUAUGUCACCGUGAUAUCAAGUCGUCCAAUUUACUAGUCAAUGAAGAUACUAUGGUUUUGAAAGUGUGUGACUUUGGAAGUGCUAAAGAAAUGGUGCCGGGAACUGCUAAUGUAUCUUAUAUAUCCUCUCGGUAUUAUCGUGCUCCGGAGUUAUUAUUUGGAGCUCAAUAUUAUUCUUGUGCGAUUGAUACUUGGAGUGGGGGCACUCCUACUCCACAAGAUAUUGCCAGUAUGAAUCCAAUGUAUGGAUCUUACAAUUUCCCAGAUGUUCAAUCUUGCCCUGUAAAACUGUUUUUCCCACAGCAUACUCCAGCCGAUUUGUUGGCUCUAAUGAGCAAAAUGCUUGUUUAUAAUCCAUCACUAAGAAUUUUACCAUCUCAAGCUCUUUCCGAACCAUGUUUUGACGAACUUCGUUCUAUCGGUCCAAAUGGAGUACUUUCGAACAGAGUUCGUAUGCCUCCACAUAUCUUUGAUCCUGAUCCCGAACCUAAUCCUCCUACAUCAGUAACAGAUGGGACAAAUUUAUCAGCAUAUAACAAUUGGUUACCAGAACAUCAUAAGCAUGGCUCAUCCAACAAGAAACCGACCACUAGUGUGGGUGAUUUGCAAGGUUCCGAUAAGAAAAACUGUAAACCACCAUCGAACUCUCGAGAAAUUCCUGCUGAUUGGCAGCGAAAAGGUCGAGCUAUCGGAUCUAAUAAUUCAUCGGAAAAAUGUGGGUCAGUUAUUGCUGGUCCCGGUGGUGGUAGUCAUCCAAACCUGGAAUCAAAAUCUGACGAAUUAACCGGGAACACUAAUGGUGUAAAUAAUGAUUCUUCGAGUAGACAACAACAACAACACAAUCGAACUAAUAAUGAGAAUAAUCUUAAAAGUCCAAUCGAUACAACAAAAGCCGGGACGGCGACAACAGUUGAUGUUGGUCAUCCAAGUCAAAUAGAAAAUCCCGAUGUCUGUUGCAAUGAUAAUGAAAAUAAUAUUAAUAAUAAUAGCAUUACUACAAAUGUACACUUAAAAUCAUUUGUGCCUCCUACUCAUCCCAACUCUUCUGAACAACGGACAAAUUUAAGUGAAGUACACUAGAUGGAUAGAUAGAUCGAGAUAAACAUUUGCACAAAAAUCCACAUUACAAAAUUCAUAGUGUAAUUAUUUCUUGUCAUUUGAUAUAUCCUGCACACUGAGUCAUUUCAUUGACGACCAGCCUCAACAUUAGCGUCACUUGGUUAUCUUUCUGUUAACUAACAAAUUAUUUCUUAUGAGGAUAGUAGUACUUCGUAAAUAAACAAUCACCUUUUCUCUCUCCCUGUCUGCGCCCAAUUACUCGUCGAAUUACUUUGAUUUUUUCGUAUAUAUGUGUGUAUGUAUGUCUAGAAAAAGCCCACAAUAAAGGAAACCAACUAAAUUACACCAUACUCUUUUGUUGUUAUUGUCGUUUAAUAUUGAACAAAGUUAAUCCUGUUUCUCUCUCUCUUUAUUACAAAACACCUACGGUGACAUGGUUAUCAUCUGUUAUCUUCGCGACUGUUAGUUUUUCUUCCAAAAUAAUGGAUAUUACAAUCCACAUAUUUUUUGUUUAUCAAUUUAUGUAGGUAGUUGAGUGUAGACAACAAAAUGUUGAAUGGUAUUGUGUUGUAUGCAUUGUUUAUUGUUUCAAAACUGUAGAACCUUUCUCUUCCAUCAUUUUCUUCUAACUUCUUUUUCUGACUAAUAUGAUUCCAAGUAAUAAGUUUACCUCAUAGGAACAAUCUCUCCUGGGUUUUUUCUCCCGUUUGUGUGUGUUUAUUUUUACAAUUAGAAUUAGUUAUGUUAUAUAACAUUAUUCUGUAUUUUCGUAACUACUUUAACAACCCAUUAAUUAAUAUGUAAAUAUACAUACAUGUAUGUGUUCAUUCAGUUCACGACUUCUUUCUUGAUUGUUUUUCAUUUGUUACACUGUGUUCCGAGGUCCCUUUCUUCCAUUCUACAAUCUGUCCAUUUUUUCCUCUUACUUUAUCCCAUCUCUUAUUAUUAUUCAGAAUCAUUUCUCUAGGUGUAUGUUGUUUAUUCACCUCACUUCGUUGUGUUUUAGUUCUCUUCAAAGGAGAGAAAAGAAAAAGAAGAAAGAAACAGGCUUAUAGAGUGGUAGUAAAAUAUUUUUUGUCUAUUUUUUUUAAAAUUUUAGAUCUUGGUUGCUGUCUAUCUACCAGUUCCAUUUUUAAGAAUAGAACAUUUCAUGUCAAUAUAAUAAUAAGUAAAACCCUAUACAUUUCUUGAUCUGAUUAGUUACAGUUUUAUAGAUCUUAGGCAAUUACAUGUUGAUCUCCUUUCAUAUUAAAUAUAUUCUUCUCAUAUUGUAAUCAAACCUUAUUCGAUAUAAAUUGCGGUGGGGGAGGGUCGGAGAAGAGAAAGAAAGAUAACUGGUUGAUUGAUCGAUCGAUUAUGUCGCAAUAUUUGUACUUCACUUUUUACAAUAAUGUGAAUUUCUGGAUAUUUAUUUUGCAUGUUCUAUACAGAAGUAUCUAUGAGUGUAAAGGUGAUUGUUUUGUGAUUUUUUUCUAUUUCCUAUAUCUUCUUUACUGCCUAUUUAUUCAUUUUAUAGACACACACACUUGUAUGUAACCAUUUCACUGUUCUUUUUUUAAAAAAAAAAUUCUAUUCAAUUAAAUUAUCUGGUUUUUCAUUGUCCUUUUUUUCCUGUUAACAAAAAGUUGUAUUUGAGUUCUUUUGUUUGUUUGUUUGUUUUUUAAAAAAAAUGGAGUUAGGAUAGAUUAUGGGAUUGUUUUUGGACUGUUUUGUAAUUCAACAAAAUACCAUAGCAACUAAAACAUAUAGUUUAAAGAGAAAAAUAAAUUUUCUUUACUAUAACAAACAACACAAUGAAUUGUGUUGUGUAUAUGUUUUGGCCAUAGAUUAGAAUUGUUUAUUAUUGUUAUCGUUUGAAUUUUCUUUUGGUUGCUGUGCAUCUUAUCAGCAUUUUUUUUCGUUGUUAUUGCCUUAAUUGGUUUAUUUUAUUUCUUGAGAUUUUUCUGAUUCACCAAGCUGGUAUGCGUAUGUACACGAUAGAUGAUGUAGUAUGUAGGCAACGUUUCUAUUGUCCAUGUCAUGAUAGUGUUUAGUUCUCUUAUGGAUGUGUAUGUCUGUUUACAUUAUCCAUGUUGAAGAGUUUUGCUAAAUUUAAUGAACAUGAAGUUGAUAGGGUAAUUUCUUUUUUUUUUCUUUUUUGGAGAAUAGUUUUAUAUAUGUGUAGGAACGAUUUGUUGUCUGUAGGUUUUUUUCUUUCUAUUCCCUUUCAUGUACUUCUGUUUCACAUGUAGUAUAAACGUUUUUUUUUCUUUCACUUUACUAACUUGUGUUUUAUGACUUUCUAACUGUUGGUCUUUAUGGAGAUUCUUAAUGCUUGUAUUAUUAUUCAGUCUAAUUACUGAUAUAUAUACUUGUAAAAUGUACAAGAUUAUUUGUUUUGUUUUAUUCAUGUGUUUCCUUUAUUCUCUCUUCAUCUUUUUCUGGCAAAAACGAAUACAUACAUAGAUUAAUAUGAACACAUACUUGUCUUUAUAUUUGAUAUACGUAUCAUAUCUAUUUAUGAUUAUAAUAAUGUCAAGUUGAUAUGUCAAAUAUGAGCAAUGUUCUUUAUCUUCCAUUGUGUUAAGUUCUCAGGAGUAUUUUAUUGUAUGUGUUCAUUUAUUUUACAUGAGUAAAUAGUUCAGUGUCUUCUUUUUUUCCUUCUUCUUCACUAGAUGAUUGAAUUUCUUUUCCAUCAUUAAUGUCAUUUUCUGAUCAUAUUUUGUAUGUGUACAUCUAAAUAAGAGAAAAAUAAAUCGACUAUCUUUUCUUCUUCUUCCUCUUCUUGUAAUCAUUUGUUUGAUUCCCUUCUUUUUGUCUUUUAUAUGUUCUAUUCUGAAAUAUAUAUAAAGUAAGUAAAUAAUGUUUGUCUUAUAGUACAUUAGUUUUAUUGUAUGUUAUCAGUUUGUUUGUUUGUUUUUCUUUUCAUUCUUCUUGUAUCGCUCAAUUGUUUAGAAACAUUGAAUAAUUUAAGCGUAAUAUACCUCUCUCUCUCUCACACACACACACAUACACUCUCUACCUACCUAUCUGUCACUUUCUCAGUAUAUAUUGUCAAAGAAAUUAUUUUGACCAUUAAUUUGUUUAUAAUAAACGAUAUACAUAUAUAUAUGCCUAACUAGUAAAAGAUCAACUAUGCAUUCUAUAUGAUAGACAAGAUUUCGUUAAAUAUCAUUAUAAUUGAUAGUACUAUUUGUAUAUCUGUGAAUAUACAAUAAGAAUAAUAGAUCAUCAAUCAAUCAGUUAUUGCUUUCAAUAAAGUUUCCUACUUUA